AUGUCUCCUACAAGCACAGAAAGUACGACCUUAGAAAGUCACGUCCCAAAGUACAGUAUUCUUCAAAAGAAUACUUUCAAGAACUCAAGUAAGGAAUAUAGUGGACCAUCACCAUACGCCGAAAAGACUAAAGAUGGUCCUUCGUAUCAACCAAAAACACUUUUUCUUGAACCAUCAGGGGACCUUGAUCGUGACUAUGAAUUUGAUGAGAUAACACCUCAGAUAGGUAGAGAAUAUCCUACAGCUAAAAUUAGUGACAUUCUAAAGGAUAAGAAGAAAUUACGGGAUCUUGCAAUUACUGUUUCUCGUCGUGGUGUUGUCUUUUUUAGAGAUCAGGAUAUUACUGUUGAAGAACAGAAGAUUCUCGCAGACGAGCUUGGAAAGUUAACACAUAAACCGGAAACUUCUGGACUUCAUAUUCAUCCAACAGCACCAGCAGGAGGAUUUUUGAAAAACGAUAGUUCUGAAGAGACUGAUCCCGAAGUAUCGAUAAUAUCUUCUAAGCUUAGCAAAGAAUUGUUUGUUAAGAAAUUUUCGCGUGGAAAGAGAAGUGGCGAAGGUUGGCAUAGUGAUAUAACCUUUGAGCCAGUUACGUCAGAUUAUGCGGUCCUUAAAAUUGUUGAAUCAACACCAACUGGAGGAGACACUCUUUGGGCAAGUGGUUAUGCACUCUAUGAAAAGUUAACGCCUACGUUUCGAAACUUUCUUGAAACGUUGACUGGGGUGUAUUCGCAACCGGGGUUCAAACAAGCCGCCGAAGGCAAGUUUGAAAUCUAUUCUGGAGUUAGAGGUGCGCCAGAAAAUGUAGGUGACGAAUUAACAGCAGUACAUCCUAUUGUGAGGACUAAUCCGGUGACUGGCUGGAAGUCUAUAUUCGGUAUUGGUCAUCAUUUUACGUCUAUAAAUGGUCUAUCUGAUUCGGAAAGUGCUCUCAUCAAAGACCACCUCAAUGAACUCUUAUAUGGGAGUCAUGAUAUUCAGGUAAGAUUUCGCUGGAAGAAAAACGACGUGGCAAUCUGGGAUAAUAGGUCUGUCUACCACACCGCUACAAAUGAUUACUUCAAUGAGACAUUCGAACGUACUGGUGUAAGAACUGUCGGUAUCGGUGAACGCCCAUAUUUAGAUGAAAAUAGUACAAGUCGAGACGAAGCCCUUAAUAGAUGA
Molecule: messenger RNA, 1164 nt
Organism: Debaryomyces fabryi
Lineage: Eukaryota; Fungi; Ascomycota; Pichiomycetes; Serinales; Debaryomycetaceae
Product: TauD/TfdA dioxygenase family protein
Exons: 1
Coding region: 1-1164 (387 amino acids)
Cellular component (GO): cytoplasm
Molecular function (GO): 2-oxoglutarate-dependent dioxygenase activity
Source: RefSeq, a predicted model, not a curated record